CGACAAAGUUGACACGUUUCGCGCGCGACUCACGGACUCAAAUUUUAUCAGCAUCUCCCCUAUCAAGCACUAUCAAGCAGAAGAACAACAGACAUACGGAUUCUUGAUGCAAGAGUGCUGGAAUUUCACAGUGUUAUCAACUCAUUUUUGUGCAUAGAUUUUGUGCAUGGUGUUUGUGAUUUUGUGUGAAAGUGUGUGUGCUAAGCAGAUAAGCCAAAUUGGGGCAAUGUGCCAUUUCUGGUCAGACAAAUGAAACUAAAGUUUGCAUAAUAAUAAAGUACCCAAGUAACCGCAAGGUGCAAAAGUGGAUCUUAAAUUGAGGGCAAUCAAUCAGCCAUCAUAAGUAUAGACAGUGAAUUUCAACAACGUCCAAGAUUCAAGAAAACCAAAGGACUUGGAACUUUUCCGCGAAAUGAUGACAAACUAAUUAAUGUGCAGCCAAGACACAAACACACACCCAGUUAAAAAGCCACACAAUAAAAAUUAAUUAGAAAAUAUUUCACAUCACAUAGCAACCAAAAUAGAUUACAUAAAACAGAACAAAAGAUAAAACUGCAAAAAAAAAAAACGAGAGGAAAAGAGUAAAAAAAAAAUGCUUGCGGCAUGACGCUUAAUUUCUAAUUAGAAACAGCAGAAGCAGUUGAAAAUAUUUGAAACUAAAAUAAACUGUAAAUUACACAAAGAGCGAAUAUGCAAAGUAUGUUGGCGCUUAACCAAAUGAAAACUUAAAACGAACAACCCGCAAGCAACCAGCAAACAGCAAGCAAGCAACGCAAAAGGAGGAGGAGUUGCCAACAGAAUAGACUAGAAAACACCGGAGAAAGCAAGGGUAGAGGAGUAGGAGAACGCAAAGUACACUAUAUUAAUUACACAACUGAAAUUUAAUAACAAAACCACGCGCAUAUUGAGGGUCGACCUGCGACGACGUGCAGGCGGAGGCAAAACAAUGAAAAUGAAAAUAAUUUCAUGUAGCAUACGUCACGGCGCGGACGCCAAGCGUGCAACAGUGAAAAUGAAUUGGCCCAUUCUGAUUGUAAUUAGCCUGGUGUGUCUGCUGCAAGUGCAAACCGGAGCCCAAGCGGAGGCGGCCAUUUCGAAUAGAGGAGGCAACUCCAACAGUCGUUCCAUGAACAAUGGCCAACAAUCAGCGGUGGCUGCCUCAUCCUCUCUAACCGCACCGCAACCCCGUUUCCUAUCACGUGGCCACACCUAUCGGGCUGUGGUCGGCGACACGCUUGUUCUACCCUGCCAAGUGGAAAAUUUGGGCAAUUUCGUUUUGCUUUGGCGUCGUGGAGCAAAUGUUCUCACCGCCUCCAACAUUAUGGUUACCAGAGAUGAGCGCGUAAGACUGAUAGAUGGCUAUAAUUUAGAGAUAUCCGAUUUGGAGCCGCAAGAUGCUGGGGAUUAUGUUUGUCAAAUCAGUGACAAAAUAAAUCGUGAUCAAGUGCACACAGUUGAGAUAUUGGUGCCGCCCAGUGUACGAGCCAUUCCCACCUCUGGACAGUUGCAGGCCCGCAAAGGGGGGCCCAUUACAUUGGAGUGCAAAGGAUCUGGUAAUCCGGUACCAUCCAUUUACUGGACCAAAAAGAGUGGAGCUGGCAAAUCAACGGCCCGCAUUGGCGAUGGCCCCAUUUUGACUCUGGAGAAAUUGGAACGCCAACAGGCUGGAGUCUAUCAAUGCACCGCCGAUAAUGGUGUGGGUGAUCCGGUUACCGUUGAUAUGCGUCUCGAUGUGCUAUAUCCCCCGGAUAUACAAGUGGAAAAGUCUUGGAUACACUCGGGCGAGGGAUACGAGGCGAAACUCGUUUGCAUUGUAUACGCUGAUCCAGUAGCAACGGUGUCCUGGUACCAAAACUCAUUUCCGAUACAAACGACCGAUAGACGAAUAAUGAACACAAGAGGCAAUCGACAUACUCUCACCAUACGCCACAUUCAGCAGGAGGACUUUGGCAACUACAGCUGCGUGGCCGAUAAUUCUCUGGGACGUUCCCGUAAAUAUAUGGAAUUAUCUGGACGCCCGGGACCAGCUGAAUUUUAUUCACCCAAAUGGGGACGUUCCUCUGAUAGCUACAAUCUGACAUGGAAAAUCGAUAGCUAUCCGCCACUGGAGGAGGUGCGUCUCCUCUAUCGCCGCGUGUUGAUGAACGACACAUUCCAGCAGCCGGGAAGAUGGCAUGACUUUAUACUCACACCAGAGCAUCGACCAGCAUCGGAACCCUUGACACACAUCAUGUCAUACACCAUUAAGAAUCUACAUCCAGGUGCUUACUAUGAGGCAAUUGUACAGGCCAAGAAUCGCUAUGGCUGGAAUGAGGUUAGCGAUAUAUUUCAAUUUAUUGUCGCCAGCAACAGCCUGGACAUUGCCCCCGAAGAUGCGGAAGUGGUGGCCAGCUCCAAGUCGCGCAGCAAGAGCGCCGGCACAGGCAUCACCAGUCAAUGUCUGAUACUCCAUAUGGCCCUGCUGCUGGGUUUAGCCUUGAGUAAUUGUCGACUCGGCUUGGGGUAAGCGAAAAGAUGCCACAGCAUCAACAGCAGCAGCAGCAGCACCAAACAUCAGUAAAGGGGACUGAGAAGCAGCAAAAGCAUUUCGGGGGAAAAAACUAAGCAAACACAAAUCAGAUAAAUGAAAAUCGGAUAAUAUCGAAAUAUGUUCGCUUACCUUUUCUAUGGCAUUUAAGUGAAAAUUUUCGAUUUGAAUUUAAGCAAAAGCUUAACUCGAUUCAGCAUAUUAUCUGUGUCCCCACGUCCCAAUGAUCCCCCUUCCCAAGGCCAACAGAAAAAAAAUGAAAGAGCAAAAUGAAUGCAACAUUUAUGCAUUAAAAUCCAUGUAAAUAAUAUUUCAAGAGUUUUUGUCAGCGAUUUAAUUAGUACACCUAAACUGAAUGAGAAAAACCCACAAAUAUGAUAAAGAGGACAACAAAAAAAAAAAAACAGAGAAAAAAAAGGAAAAUGGCAAAUGCGAAUGCAAAUGCUAAUCCACACCCGAAUCCACUUUCAAUUGAAUCCAACCCCAACCAAACCCCAUCCCAACCCAAUCCAAUCCAGUCCCAUAGCAUAGCAUAAGCCACUCGAAUUAGGUCAUGUAAAUAUGCAUUAGAUAUCUGAAUGUGAACUACAUUUUACUUCAUAAUAAAAAAACAAAAAACAAAAAAAUAAAUGAGAGCGUAUAUUACAACAAGUACAUCUAGUCCAUACGUACUUAUAUUUAUGUGUAUGUAAAUUAAGUGAAUAUUUUAUAGUGAUAUUAUUUAGUUUGAAAAUUAAAUCAUGAACCCAAAACCAAACCAA
Messenger RNA from Drosophila willistoni, 3288 nucleotides. Its product is annotated as opioid-binding protein/cell adhesion molecule homolog. Gene Ontology annotation, biological process: synapse organization; homophilic cell-cell adhesion. The coding region runs from base 947 to 2506 and encodes 519 amino acids. Lineage: Eukaryota; Metazoa; Arthropoda; Insecta; Diptera; Drosophilidae. Gene Ontology annotation, cellular component: neuronal cell body; plasma membrane; axon. The transcript is spliced from 11 exons. Gene Ontology annotation, molecular function: axon guidance receptor activity; protein binding. The record is from RefSeq and is a predicted model, not a curated record.